AUAGAGCACUUUUCGUGCUCCUUUGCUCCAAUCGCUGUUGAGCAUCCCAUAAACAUGGCUAUCUCUACUUGAUUCCUUGACAAUCUUAUCCUUAAGUAGGCAUCCUUCGUACGUAAAUCCGAGUCGAUCAGCCAGUUUAGAGCUUUGGCUAUCCUUGGAAUCGAUUGAAAGUUGGAUACGACGAUAACCGUUUGCAAAGAGUCGAUCAAGAAGUAAAAAACAUGCCUCCAUUUCUUCYUUGCUUCCACUACUAGACGGUCCUGUAAUAGGAGAGUCCAAUUGAAUCGCCAAAUUCUGUGGAUUAUCAUUGGUCAGCAUGAUUACUCCCACCAAACGAUCGUUCAAGUUUUGUAAAAUAGCAAAUGCUGCUUCGUUCUCAUGAUGCUGGAAUAUAAAUGAUUUUUGUAGAGCUUCAUCACUACUGAACGGACCUUCAGCCUGGAACCCCCAAACUUCUUCGGGAUCAUAGGCUUUUUUCAAAAAUAYUGGAUCUCCAUUCGUCACUGCAUGCACAGCCUUCAAGUGGCGUUUUGUUUCAAGUGGUUCCAGCCGAAUCCACUUGCCCACAAUAUCCUGCGGUCGUUCGCUGUAUAGAGCCGAAAAUUUAUCGUCUGAUUUGAGAGUCUCACAAGAAACCAUCUCAUAUAGCCGAGCGUAGGAUCUCCGAUAAGAUAGAGUUGUCGUGUCCCCGCAACCAGCAUAGGCCCGAGCAAAAGCUUCGUAACGAGCUUCUGGACGUCCAACAAGUAUUUUACCUAUACUURUUUCAAAAAUGGUUAGUUUAUYGAACAUUUUGGUAGCAUCGUGCAAGUAGGCAGUUGAAUAGACCAAAUCCUGUGAGCAAUUUCGAUGACGUARAAUCAGUCGCUCAUUGUAUUGAAGAAUCACAAGGUUUUACUUCACGUACCUCCUGGCUUGUCCUGGCAUUUUCGAUAACCCAUGAAGUAGUUCUGCUUGUAUCCUACCAUGCUUUCGGCAUUUUGCUGGCUAAAAUCAAAAUUUUCGACCUUUUCGCCUGCUUUGCUCUUGGGUGGAGCUUCACUUGAGAGCAUUUUCGUAAGAUUGGUAGUUCCUUCCUUGCGCUCGGGUCUGUUGGAGUAGUUCAACUUCAUCAUUCGUACUUGGGCUGAGAGUAGACGCUCCAAUAGGAGAGGGCGAGAUAGUCGGACUCGGUAAUCACUUUCAACAGAAGGCUUGCCGGUCUGAGAUUGUUCUACAAUACGCUUGAACGUCCCCCCAAAUAUCAACAAUGCUACAACUGCAGAUAYAGUACAUACGAAGGUGAYGAAACCGCAYAAAAUCCCAUAUCGCUGUGCUAUCGGUAGGUCUGAAAGACCAAAUGACUCCAUKAUGCUUUCGAUCGAUCCAAACGAGCUCGURAUCUCUCGAAAUGCAAGCUGCAAUUUCUCGAUAUCACUCGCAUCGGGAUUCACUUGAGGCAUGGUAGGUACUAGCGAUGAAAUAUAUUAAUGAACUUGUAAAAUAUUGUUGAUGCAUUCAAUGCUCGUGUCUGCUGUUGUUGAUKAGGUGAUCGAGUAACCUUCAAAACUUUAGAAGUUCCCAGUAGCUGAUUCAGGACAAGAAAAGAGGAGAYGAGRUAAUUUUUUGAAUUUUGAAGCUUUUUGCUACCGGACAGACACAUCGAACUGUUACGAUGGUAGACGUCCACCUUGAAAGUCUCGAGAGUAUGACCCCUGUUAUGUACGAGCAAGCCGAUCGAUAAAAAAGUGUGCCGAGUGCCGAUAGUUUGUACGUACAUUCCGUCUGGAAUUACAAUACGACCACCCCCUGCAUUCUGGACGGUACUCGUAUGAGUACGAACUUUCAGAUAGAAUUCACUGCCUUUGACAAGUACGGUAGUACCUUGAAUGUCAGUCAGUCGUUGGGUAACAUGUACUAUGUACUCACAGUUGUACAGAACGUACGUACGUACUUGUAAUAGCUAAUGUUCAGUAUCGUACUUAUCAUGCCGCAUGUGCAUACGAGUACGUACGUAUUGUACCGUUUUCUGUUUUCGCAUGUCAAAACCGGGCGUAAAGCGUCAAAGCACUUCCUAAGAGUGGUUUGGCGGAAAGACUUCAUCUUGCUGACCAAAGGAAGAAGACAUUGAAAUUCCAUCAUUGACGCAUGAUGAAAUUUGUGUGAGUGUCUCGAUAGYAACUUGUUAGCUUAACCAUUGUUAAGAGUCCAAAGAAGCUAAUAGRACAGAAGAACAAAACAAAUAAUUUGAUACAAUGAUCAUAACCAUGAGAAUUUACUUAGUUUGAUUAUUCAGAAUUCUUGUCUUUGGAAUUCAUCCUGGGUGCUUUUCCYUUCCUCAAAUAACUAUCACCAAGCUAUAGCGUAAAUCAUUUUCCCGAUAGAAAUGCAUACAGAAAUUAUUGCGAUGAAUUAUACUUUUCAGUAUGUCACGACAAACAUCUUAAUCAGAACUCMUCACAUGAAGUGCAAAGGUACAUUGAUGAUGUAUCCAUACGUCCAAUAAUCGACUCCAUGCAUCAUCACUCAUUGCAUUACAAUACGUCCGAUCAAUCGGGCAUACUCGAAGCUGCGGAGWUUUUGUUCAUCGCCCCUUGGACAUGCCUCCUCCAAACAUGUUAUUUUCUACUCCGGCAUCCUUGUACUUCGAUUUUCCCCAACUAAUUGGUACAUAUUUGUGCUUGUACAUGUGCAUAAUUUGUCGUUUCAUUGUCAUAAAGAACAAGACAAAGAAGUACAUCAACAGGAUCGGCCAAAACACGGGAACAUCAAAGACCGAAAAGAACGUCAUAACGAUUGAAGUAAACGUCCCCCUCGUACACGCAAGCCAAAAUUUGAAUUCCGGGAGACGUCGGGCAAACGGCCGGUAUUCUUUGCCCUCCUUUUCCGUCGUCGGAAGCCCAGGACCGUCGGAGGGAUCCUCCAAGGGUGACAAGAAGGCAAUAAAAUUGUUCAAGAGRAAAAUUCCUAGACCGUAGGCGACGAUAAAGUAUCCCUGAAUCAAGUAGAUUCGAAGAAAGAAAAUCACCAACAAAAACGUAAACAAACA
This is a messenger RNA of Pseudo-nitzschia multistriata, 3028 nucleotides long. The record is from the annotation of a GenBank genome assembly. NCBI's taxonomy places the organism in Eukaryota, Bacillariophyta, Bacillariophyceae, Bacillariales, Bacillariaceae.